GGGUUUUGGUUUACGAGGUGUACAUGAACGCAGCACAUCGCAGGCAUCAAGGAGAAUGGGCGGUCCGUUGCGCUUUAACGUACUAACACCUCCAAACGACACAUUGGAGCCACGGGAUUUUGACAGCAAAGUGAGGUCAAAGGAGGUUGUGACACGGCAGGAUUUUCCCUCCAGCCAGCCAACAGUCGAAGUGGUCAGUGAGAAUCCAGCAGCAGCAGCAGCGACUGGAUCCCAGCAGUGAAUGUCUCCAUGGGCAAACAGCUUUCUUUGAAGUCCUGAUCAGCCCCUGAGCUUUUGUCUUUCCCAAAGGCCAUUACGUCCCCCCACCAUCACAUGUAAUUAUGGGGGAGGUGGUCCAGAUGCACUUCACCACCGUGGACUACGUCAUCUUUGCUCUGCUACUGGUAGCCUCAACUGGUAUCGGCCUCUUUUAUGCCCUCUCUGGGGGCCGUCAACGCACAACGCAGGAGUUCUUGAUGGCUGACCGUUCCAUGAGCUGCCUGCCCGUGUCCCUGUCCCUGCUGGCCACAUUCCAGUCUGCCGUGGCCAUCCUGGGCGCUCCGUCGGAAGUCUACACCUUUGGAACUCAGUACUGGUUUCUGGGCUGCUCCUAUUUCUUCGGUCUGCUCAUCCCAGCUCAUGUAUUUAUACCAGUUUUCUACAGACUCCAGCUGUCUAGUGCGUAUGAGUAUCUGGAGCUGCGAUUUAACAAGACAGUUCGCAUCUGUGGGACUGUGACCUUCAUCUUUCAGAUGGUCAUUUAUAUGGGGGUAGUCCUGUAUGCGCCAGCACUUGCUCUUAAUGCAGUGACAGGGUUUGACCUCUGGGGGGCAGUGUUGGCUAUGGGACUGGUGUGUACUCUGUAUACAGCUCUGGGGGGUCUGAAGGCUGUGAUCUGGACUGAUGUGUUCCAGACUGUGGUGAUGUUUGCAGGCCAGCUAGCUGUUAUCAUAGUGGGGGGCAGUCAAGCAGGAGGUAUGGGAGAGGUGUGGAGGAAAGCCAUCAAUGGCAGCCGCAUCGCUGGACUAGACCUGAACCCUGACCCUCUGCAGCGUCACACCUUCUGGACGCUGGGUGUAGGAGGAAUCUUUCUCAUGUUGGCUCUCUAUGGUGUUAACCAGGCGCAGGUUCAGAGAUACCUCAGUUCCCGCACUGAGAAGGAAGCUGUCAUGUCCUGCUAUGUGGUUUUCCCGUGCCAGCAGGUCGUCCUGUGUUUAGGUUGUCUGAUGGGUCUGGUCAUGUUCGCUCGUUAUGGAGAGGACAGCCCUCUGGAUAAGGGUUACGUCCAAACUAACGACCAGAUGGUGCUGUACUUUGUAAUGGACGUGUUUAGGGAUCUGCCCGGCCUUCCAGGACUGUUUGUGGCUUGUCUCUUCAGUGGAGCUCUCAGCACCAUCUCAUCAGCGUUCAACUCCUUGGCAACAGUAACUAUGGAGGACUUGAUUAAACCCCAUUUUCCUAAUAUGACUGAAGCAAAAGCCACACUGCUCUCCAAAGGGCUCGCUUUGGUCUACGGUCUGGUGUGCCUGGCUAUGGCCUACAUCGCCUCUGUAAUGGGAUCUGUGCUGCAGGCAGCCUUCAGUAUCUUUGGCAUGGUGGGGGGGCCCCUUCUGGGACUAUUCUGCCUGGGAAUGUUCUUCCCCUGGGCAAACCCUAUUGGUGCCGUGCUCGGGUUGGCAGCAGGCCUUGCCAUGGCCUUCUGGAUAGGCAUCGGUAGCUUUAUCACACGCAUGUCUGGUCCAACACCAGUGCCACCACUCAACAGCACAGCUCUGCCACCGUUUGACAACAUGACUACCACCAUUCUGACCUCACUGGUCAGCACUGCUGCACCGAAGCCAAGACCGACCGGUGUGGAGGCGCUCUACUCGUUGUCCUACAUGUGGUACAGUGCUCACAACUCAGCCACUGUGGUGGUGGUUGGGCUGAUAGUUAGUCUGAUAACAGGACCAAUGAAAGAGAAAGAGCUGACUCCAGGAACAGUUUUCCCAGUCCUGGGCACGUUACUCUUCUUCCUGCCGGAGCAAUACAAGGAGAAGCUUUGCUGCAUCACUCCUCUGACUCAGAAGCCCAAAGAAGUCCAUAUGCAGCCUUAUCAAAUGGCCAAGAAGGAACGUAACGGAGCAACUUGCUGCAAAGAGGACUUGGUCACGGAGGACAAGGAAGCAGAAAGCGACAGAGCAGAGACGGAAGACGACGACUUGGACACAAAGAUGUCUCUGCCAUCAUGCCAGCUGACGGACUCCACAGUUCAGGAAACAGCUUUGUGAUCCUUUAUUCUCCUUUUAAAACGCACAAGGCGCACACAUUCACUUUGACCCCAGCUGCUGUACCAUCCACUCGCCAUGUAGGGAAUAAAAGCAAAAUGCCCUUUUAGGUGAUCUGCUACAGUAAUGUUGGAUGUUGCAGCUUCAAUUGAAUUUUAUUAUAGAGCAGAGAAGAGACAAAAAGAGCACACACAGGGUCGAGGGUCUGUCCAGAUGUUUAUGUUUGACAUGAGGAAACCGCCCAGCUCCCAGCCACAAUGAUCUGUCCCACCAAGACCGCAUCCUCUUCUCCUUUUACCUGAAACAAAGAAAUCAGGUCGUUAACUGAUGCAAAAUGUUAAACUUUUAUUUUGUAGAGAAGAUAAAACUGGCAAAUACCAGAAUUUAUGAGGAUAUAAGUGUACUCUGAGACUGAACUUUAAUGGAGGACAUGUCGUGUCUUACAGUCUUGGUUUAACACUGUCACAAGCAUGAAGCUGCGAUGAUGAGGAUGGCGGAG
Messenger RNA from Melanotaenia boesemani (Boeseman's rainbowfish), 2766 nucleotides. RefSeq names its product solute carrier family 5 member 6a (gene slc5a6a). Gene Ontology annotation, molecular function: sodium-dependent multivitamin transmembrane transporter activity. The record is from RefSeq and is a predicted model, not a curated record. Bases 342 to 2270 code for a protein of 642 amino acids. Gene Ontology annotation, biological process: biotin transport; sodium ion transport; pantothenate transmembrane transport. Gene Ontology annotation, cellular component: membrane. The transcript is spliced from 18 exons. Lineage: Eukaryota; Metazoa; Chordata; Actinopteri; Atheriniformes; Melanotaeniidae.